Molecule: messenger RNA, 3556 nt
Organism: Bacillus rossius redtenbacheri
Lineage: Eukaryota; Metazoa; Arthropoda; Insecta; Phasmatodea; Bacillidae
Gene: TM9SF2
Product: transmembrane 9 superfamily member 2
Exons: 15
Coding region: 251-2233 (660 amino acids)
Biological process (GO): protein localization to membrane
Cellular component (GO): membrane
Source: RefSeq, a predicted model, not a curated record
AAAUUGGCAUAGAAUAGAACCACUGAACAAAUAGGGAGAUGAGUAGAACAGCUAUUGUACUCUUGAACGGCAUGUUAUGAAUUUGUGACGUGUCGUACUCAUAUACUUUUUGUUUUAAGUUAUCGGUUUGUCCAGAAAUGGGGGAGAAAUAUAGCAAUAUUUGAGUUAAGUGUAUAAUUAUAUGAGUAUUGUUGUCAGAAAAAAAUUAUCACUAUAAUACAACUACUGACAAUUUUACUAAGCUGUAAAAAUGAGUUUAUAUUUUCAAAUGUUGAAUUUGUUGUUGACUUUGAGGUUGUGUACCAGCUUUUAUUUACCGGGUUUAGCACCUGUUAAUUAUUGCAUUGAAAGUGAUGCUUCCGAUACUUGUAAGUCAGAUGUCAUUUUGUACGUGAACCGUCUGAACACUGAAGAGUCUGUUAUUCCAUAUGAGUAUAAUUAUUUUGAUUUCUGCCAAAUUGAAAAUUCCAAAUCACCAGUGGAAAAUCUUGGACAAGUUGUAUUUGGGGAACGGAUAAGGCCUUCUAAUUAUACGAUAAAAUUCCUCAAAAAUAUUCAUUGUGAGAAAGUAUGUGAAACUAAGAAGUAUGUUGGUGGAGACAAAGCAUCAGAGGAAAAACUUCAGCUUCUGAAGAAAGGCAUGGGCCUUAAUUACCAACAUCAUUGGAUUGUGGAUAACAUGCCAGUGACGUGGUGUACUGUUUCGAAUGAUGGAAACCAGUAUUGCAGCACUGGUUUCCCAAUGGGCUGCUAUGUGAAGGACAGUGAAGCCCAUGACGGCUGUGCGGCGAGUGUUUCCAGCCAAUCCUACACCGCCAAGUCCAACACCUACUACUUGUACAACCACGUGACACUGACCAUUGCGUACCACAGUGGUGCAGGAGAAGACUGGGGCUCCACCUUCCAAGCAAAAGGGGGAAGAAUCAUCUCUGUUAAAGUUGAACCAAAAAGUAUCAAGUACACAGAGGACAAAAAAUGUUCUGAAAACGUGCCUCUGGAAAUUCCAGCUGAUAAUUUGAAAAAGGGUGUAAAAUUGGAAGUAACAUAUACAUACAGUGUGAAAUUUGAGGAAAACCACUCUGUAAAGUGGUCGUCAAGAUGGGACUACAUAUUGGAGUCCAGCCCCCAAACCAACAUCCAGUGGUUUAGCAUCCUCAACUCAUUGGUGAUUGUGCUGUUCUUGUCUGGGAUGGUGGCCAUGAUCAUGUUGCGAACACUGCACAAGGACAUUGCUCGUUACAACCAGAUUGACUCGGGAGAAGAUGCCCAGGAGGAGUUUGGCUGGAAACUUGUGCACGGCGAUGUUUUCAGACCGCCUCGUAAGGGGAUGAUGCUAGCCGUGUUUCUGGGGUCCGGCACCCAGGUGUUCUCCAUGACCCUGGUCACAUUAGCAUUCGCAUGUCUGGGUUUCCUGUCGCCUGCGAACCGAGGAGCCCUGAUGACUUGUGCCUUGGUGCUGUUUGUGUGCCUCGGGACACCAGCCGGUUACGUUUCCGCGCGCAUCUACAAGAGCUUCGGAGGGGAAAAAUGGAAGUCAAAUGUCCUGCUCACGUCAAUGCUUUGCCCGGGAGUAGUGUUCUGCCUGUUCUUCGUCAUGAACCUCAUUCUGUGGGCGAACAGCAGCUCUGCUGCGGUUCCAUUUUCGACACUUGUCGCCUUGCUCGCUCUCUGGAUCGGUGUGUCCAUGCCUCUCACCUUCAUCGGAGCGUACUUUGGUUUCCGCAAGAGGCCGAUUGAACACCCAGUGAGAACAAACCAGAUCCCAAGACAGAUACCAGAUCAAAGUGUAUACACCCAGCCAAUACCAGGAAUAAUUAUGGGUGGAGUCUUGCCUUUUGGAUGCAUAUUUAUUCAGCUGUUUUUCAUCCUGAACUCUAUCUGGUCCAGCCAGAUGUACUACAUGUUUGGAUUCUUGUUCCUUGUGUUCGUCAUCUUGGUGAUCACGUGCUCGGAGACAACCAUUCUUCUGUGUUACUUCCACCUGUGUGCAGAGGACUAUCACUGGUGGUGGCGCAGCUUCCUGACGAGUGGCUUCACGGCCUUCUACCUGUUCGUGUACUGCAUCCACUACUUCCUCACCAAACUCAGCAUUGAGGACGCUGCAUCCACGUUCCUCUACUUUGGCUACACCCUCAUCAUGGUGUUCCUCUUCUUCCUCCUCACAGGGUCCAUUGGGUUCUUUGCGUGUUUUUGGUUUGUGCGCAAGAUUUACAGUGUGGUGAAAGUUGAUUAAUUGAAGAGAGAAGAUUAUAUCAAUAGUGAUGUUAAGUGAGAUAGGUGUAAUGGCUUGGGAACUCUGCUAGUCAACAUUGUGAGUGGUUCCAUUACACCAGCUUCACCACAUAUUUGGGCACCAACAGACAAAGAAUCUAUCUUCUUACAGAAAUGUCAUGAUUGUUUUACACUUUUGAAAUGAUUGAGCCUGCAUGAAAAAUAACUGUGUUUUCAUAGUUUUUAAAUUCAUGUACAUGUACAAUGUAAAUAGCUAUCUCUAAUCUCUAUAGCCUUACAGAGUUUAGGUGCUGGACAAGUGUACGAUGCAAUCCUUCCAGCACUUCGAAAGCUUGUAAAUUUUAGUUAUUUUAUGUAUGAAUUUAACAAUUUAAUUUUUUUGUUCUGCUUGAAUUUAGUUUAUAAAUUUUUCUGUUUUAUUUGCAAAAUAUAAUUGCAUUACUUUUUUUAUAAAAAAGCUAAGCCUGUGGGUCUUUUUUUCACCCCAGAUCAAUUGUAUUUCAUUUCAGUACUAUUUGACAUUUUUCAUAGAAAUAUCCCAAGUACUUUACACAGUGAAAGAUUUAUUCUUUGUAAUGAUUUAUGAAGAAAAAAAAAUAGUUGUGUACAUAAUUCAACAGACUGAUUGUAAAAAAAAUUUUUUUUUUGAAGUAGUGAUGCCAUUGUAGAUUCAAAGUGAAAAAAGUGUGAUGGUUAUUUUUUUUAAAAAAAAAUUAACUUAUUUCUUAAUACUGUAGGCAGUUAUAAAGCUAUGUUAAAAGCUUGUUCGCUGCUAUUUUCGGAGUGUCACAUUUGUGGAUAUGACAAAAUAGUUAUUAAGUGAAUUUUCAUUGUUUUCAUUACAAUUUUAAUCAAUUACUAGAACUACAAUUGAAUAGUAUAUACGUACGUAAUGUACAUAAAAUGCCAAGUACUUUGUGUAAUAUCAGUGAAAAAGAUUUUGACAAUGUUUUGUAAAGUGGCUCGUACAUAUAUAUAGGCUAUAGCUGCUGAGCUAGGAAAUGCAGGAUAUGAAUUUCUUUAGACAAUUAUGCACGGAAUAUGGCAUCACUGAAACUGAAUAGAAAGUAAUUAUAACACUUUAAUUCUUGCAGUACAUUUAUGGUUUUUUGUUGCUUUAUUUAUACUAUUUUUUAAAAUACAGACAAUAAAUUUUGUGGGGUAUUUCAGAUGCACUUUUUCUCUGUAUGUUGAAUGAAUUCAAAAGGCACAAUAAAUAUUUGAUAUGCAGUUUGUGUAAUAUUGUGGAUUAUGCCUUCUGUUGUGUGAUAUGUAAAAUGUAUUUUGUCAGAGCUCGUUAAAAAUGCAUUUCAACAUUUUUCAA